AUGUCUUUAGUGCUGACAAAAGCUGCUUUGGCACUAAAGAAUGCAGAAAGUAACUUUCAAGUGGUAAAAUUCGAAGCACAUAAAUCAAAGAAGAAAAAAGUUUUAGAAUUCGACAAAAACAACUAUAGACCACAAGAAACUAUCUAUUCAAAGAAAGAUUUAGACUUGAAAAAGAUUCGUCAUGAAGUGGUUAAGUUUGGAAUGUCUGGAUUUGUUGGGACAAAAAAGGAAGAAGCUAAAAUUGCACUGGCUGUUAGUUUAGGAGCAAAACCACCCAAAAAAGAUUAUGUGAAUUAUAAAGAGUUAAUGCAAAAGAGAAAGCUAGAGAAACUGAAAGAAAAAGCAGAAAAACAACAGAUGAUAUCUAAGAGUGUACUGCAGAGUGGUGCAAAGAGGAAGAAAAAGGGAGUUAACAAUGAUGUUGGACAUUUCCUGAGUGGUUAUGGAAAGGUACAGAAAAAAGACCUGAAAAAAGAUAAUAAAACUACAAAGAAGAAAAAGAAGUGA
Messenger RNA from Hyposmocoma kahamanoa, 507 nucleotides. RefSeq lists its product as uncharacterized. NCBI's taxonomy places the organism in Eukaryota, Metazoa, Arthropoda, Insecta, Lepidoptera, Cosmopterigidae. The record is from RefSeq and is a predicted model, not a curated record. The coding region runs from base 1 to 507 and encodes 168 amino acids. The transcript is spliced from 3 exons.